Fusarium pseudograminearum CS3096 is the source of this 504-nucleotide messenger RNA. RefSeq lists its product as uncharacterized. NCBI's taxonomy places the organism in Eukaryota, Fungi, Ascomycota, Sordariomycetes, Hypocreales, Nectriaceae. The coding region runs from base 1 to 504 and encodes 167 amino acids. The transcript has a single exon. The record is from RefSeq and is a predicted model, not a curated record.
AUGGAUAUCGUCAUUCUACACAAUCGCAUCAGGGAUAUAACAGCCACUCUCAAGGCUGCUAUCGAAAUCUGCAAAUCUGCCACAGACGCUCAAUCUAUACCUGUACCUCUCCAGACACUUUCUUCACAGAUACCCUGGGCCCUGGCCGCAUUCGAUAAAGCAAGAGAAGGCAUCCCAACGAUCGAUGCGACAUCACCAGACGCUCUCGCCUUGGAGAGUAUCAUCAAAGGCUGCGUCAAAAAGUCACGCUCGCUCAGGGCUUACUUGCGUGGGGUAAUUCCUCAUGCCGAGUUGUCAAGACUUGACCGAUGCAGACGUUUUCUAGGUCUGGGAGCGACAGUGGACAUGGUAGUGGAGUUGAAGGAUGGCCUGUUUUCUGACCUCAAGACUUUGGCAGAUAAUCGUGCCAUUGAAGCAGAAGCCCGAGAGAAUAUCAAGGCCCUAGUAGGCUUUGCAACUGGAGAGCCGGGGUUUGAUCUGUGGGGUGUUCCAGAUAGCGAUUAG